Messenger RNA from Oryzias melastigma (Indian medaka), 2351 nucleotides. It is a transcript of the gene borcs5, whose product is annotated as BLOC-1 related complex subunit 5. The record is from RefSeq and is a predicted model, not a curated record. NCBI's taxonomy places the organism in Eukaryota, Metazoa, Chordata, Actinopteri, Beloniformes, Adrianichthyidae. The transcript is spliced from 4 exons. Gene Ontology annotation, biological process: organelle transport along microtubule; positive regulation of anterograde synaptic vesicle transport; lysosome localization. The coding region runs from base 305 to 898 and encodes 197 amino acids. Gene Ontology annotation, cellular component: cytoplasmic side of lysosomal membrane; synaptic vesicle membrane; BORC complex.
AUCGAGCAGAAUCGAUUUCUAUCUCGCUUUUGUUUACAUUUGCACAGUUCUCAUCAUUGAUUUAUUUAAUCAAUUAAGACGAGGAGCUUCACGGUAAAUGUUUCCCUUCGUCUGAGCGUCUUGACAGCCGCAGUUUAACGAUUUUAGCCGAGUCUUGCCCGGUUUAGCUGUGUUGGUGGGUAACGAAUGUGCCUCUUACUGCAGAUGUGUUUAGAAUAUGAAUAAUCUAAACAUCUCGCAUUGAUCUUCAGUUGGUGAUCAAUUGUGUUAGUUCUGUAGUUGUUUUGAAGCUAGUGUUAGCGUCAUGGGAGCCGAGCAGAGCGCAGAGUCGGAGCACAAACACCUCGAUUACAGCUCAUCAGCUGCUCCGUCCCCUGCGAAGCAGAAGGCAAAGAUGGAUGAUAUUGUAGUUGUUGCUCAGGGGACUCAGUCCAUGAGAAACAUCCACAACGACCCAGAUGUCAUCAAGCUGCAGGAGAUCCCCACCUUCCAGCCUCUCCUGAAAGGAGUGCUGAGCGGCCAGACGUCACCCAGCAGCGUGAGCCUGGAGAGGCUGGAUGCUGCUCAGGUCCUGCAGCUCUGCGUCCGAUACCAAGACCACCUUCACCAGUGUGCCGAGGCCGUGGCGUUUGACCAGAACGCCCUGGUCAAACGCAUCAAGGAGAUGGACCUGUCAGUGGAGACCCUGUUCAGCAUAAUGCAGGAGCGGCAGAAACGAUACGCCAAGUAUGCAGAGCAGAUCCAGAAGGUGAACGAGAUGUCCAUGAUCCUGCGUCGCAUCCAGAUGGGCAUCGACCAGACCGUUCCACUGAUGGAGCGCCUCAACAACAUGCUGCCCGAGAGCGAGCGCCUGGAGCCCUUCAGCAUGAGGCCCGAUGGCGAGCCCGCCACCAAGUAACCCGACGGACACACAGCUGCUUAAGAGGAUGAGAAAGUCUUUGGGUUUCAUUGUCAGGCAUUAGACUGUGGCACUGAAGCUGGAUGGACGUGAUGUGGAGGCCUGCAGAUUCUCAGAGGUUUGGAUAGAUUCAUUUUGGAUCGUGCAUGUCCUGUUACAAAUUAAUGCUCUGUAUUAUUGAGCUGCUCAGAGGAAAGCAGACACAGAGUGUGAACAACGGAUGACAACGUUUCAAAACUCUUUGGUUUGGAUCUUUUUUGUGUUGAAUAAUCAUCUGCAUGCUAAAUCACUCCAGCCACAUGAAGUCAGUUGAGUCGCCAUUUUUUCGUGGAUGUCACCACGUUACCAGUAAGCAGUGAUUGCUCAGAGUCAGUCUGAAUCGCUGUUUCUAUGGCAACCAUUCCCACCAAUCAGGAGUGAGCUUGUUGGAAGGCCACACCCCUAUCGGAAUCGUUCUACGUGAGACCACCUACUUUUAUUGAGGCAUCUGAUUGUCAGUUUAUGGCUUGAUUAGCUUGUACUAUGGAAAAAAAUAACCUGAAAUAAAAGAUGAUCAAGAAGAUGUUAAAAAAGUAUCAGAACAAGAAUGUUUAUUCUGACCAAUAGAAUGACUGAAUAACAGCUGCUUAUUUCUCUAUAGAAGUCUAAAGGAUUACUGUUCUUGGAGCCACUUCCUGUUUGGAACGCCAGUGGGGGGGGUCACUCAGUCCAGUUCUCAUACACAGUCAAUGGUAAUAAUGGUGAUCCUUCAUUUUUUAAAGUAGCAGAAGUGAACAAUCAUUACCACAUGUCCACAUUAGUACUGUUUUUUUAACCUCCAAGGAACAAUUUAGAAUCAUCAACCAACCUGAAGCCUGUUUGAAAAAUCUGGAGCCUGAAGAAAGGCCUCGCUCACAUUAAACCAGGAAAACUCCACACUGACUGGACUAAACCAAAAACCUUGCUCCAUAGGAAAUGAAUGAGAAAUUGCUCAGAUCCUUCAAAAGCUUUGUGCACUUUGGAAGUUGUGAACUACUGCACAGUUUCAGCUUAAGAGACACCAUUCAAACUUUAACAUGUUCAGCAACAAUACACGGUUUUUAGGGUAGGGGUUUAGCUUUUAAUUUAGCAAUCUGCUAGCUGUUCUUGGCUAAUUUAAACAUUUUUCUAGUUCUUUGGAUUGAUCUGGAAUGUAACUAAUACUUUAGCUUUAUGCUAGCUGUUUUGGCUAAAUUAGAAAUGUUUCACUUUUUGGGCUGAUUUGGCAUUUAGCUAUUAUUUUGGCAACAUAUAAGCUUAAGCAUUUGAAGCUAUCAAUCACAGCAUUUUCAGCUCUAGCAUGUUUAGCGGCCACCUUCAGUUUACAGCAUUCACACCUGCAUUAUUGCAGGUGUGAAUGCUGUAUAUCUAGUUCAAACUAUUGUGAAUCUGGAGCAGAUGAACGAAUAUGGUUUGAAAAAGAUCAUAUUGGUGA